This is a messenger RNA of Lethenteron reissneri (Far Eastern brook lamprey), 861 nucleotides long. RefSeq names its product ribonuclease P protein subunit p25-like protein. The record is from RefSeq and is a predicted model, not a curated record. Gene Ontology annotation, molecular function: nucleic acid binding. Lineage: Eukaryota; Metazoa; Chordata; Hyperoartia; Petromyzontiformes; Petromyzontidae.
UCGUCUCGUCGUCGCUGUUGUCUUCGCUAGACAUUGCGUUGCAGGAAGUUGUUGGUCUAUCUCAGUAAGCGCCGUCAGUGUUCGAUGGCUAGUGUUGUGUACAGGCUGGGCUAAGUAACUGCGGAAAGUAUGGGGACGAGACCGUGGAAGUUGUUUAAUAAAGAAGCGGCAUGUGAACGCGAGUCCAACUCGGCCCCCGCCUGCCCUCCUCCUCGUGGCCCCCCGACUGCCCGACCCCCCCCCCCCUCCUCCGUCAUGGAGUUCUACGAGCGGACGAGGGUGGAGCAGCUGCCCACGGGGCUGCCCUUCCCCUGGCUGCCCCCGGACGUCCCCAUGGUCCACGUGGCCGAGGGCAGCCAGGAGCGCAGCGUGGUGACGCGCGUCCUGCGACACCUGAGCGACGGCGACGCUCGCCACGUGCUCCUGAGCGGCGCGGGGAGAGCAGGCGGCCGCGCGGUGUCGUGCUCCGACGCGGUGCUGCGCCGUGCCCCGGGCGCGCCGCUGCGCCGCGCGGUGAGCGCCGGCACGCGCGUCACGGCCGAGACGUGGGAGCCGCGCGCACGGGGCUGCGGCCUCGACACGUUGGUGGUGCGCCGCUCGGCGCACACCCUCACCGUGCUGCUCACCAAGGACGAGCUGCCGGCCGGCACAGGAGACCUGGACCUGCGUUCGAUCGACGCCACCAUCUUCUUCUCCGAGCCGAAGGCACCGGCAGGCGCUGGGCGGGCGGUGGACGCGGCGGCGACGGCGGCGGCGGCCGAGCAGGGAAGGGGGCACGUCCCCUCGUCUCCGCUGUGCUCGUGCUUCUCUGGCGUCUGCCCGGAGAUGCCUCCUCUCUUUGCGCUUGAUCGGCCACCUUGA